Molecule: messenger RNA, 1053 nt
Organism: Acanthoscelides obtectus
Lineage: Eukaryota; Metazoa; Arthropoda; Insecta; Coleoptera; Chrysomelidae
Source: the annotation of a GenBank genome assembly
AUGGAUUUAUGUGUUUUUAAGUCAUUAAAAAUGGCAUGGGAUGCAGAGCUCAUAAAAUGGCAGAGACAAAACUAUGGUACGAAACUACCAAAACCUAUGUUUUGUACCAUUUUAUCAAAAAUCUGGUCACAAGUAAACCCUUCGUUACUUAUCAAAGGAUUUGAGAAAGGGGGGAUAUAUCCUUUUAAUAAUGAGGUCAUUCCCGUUGAACAUUACGAUCCAGAAGCAUAUAAAAGGUGGUGUGAUUCAAACUGCAAAAAUAACAAUCCGGAAGAAGCACAAGUAGCGCAACCAAAUUUACGAUCAACAUUAGAAGAGCGUUUUAAUUUGCCAUCCACUUCAACAGUACCACCAAUAACUCCGCAGACAUCGUCAGUAAAUUCAAUAAAUCCGGAAAUGCCAUCGACCAGUUCAGAACACCAGAAUCCGCCAGUUAACAACACAAAAAGUUUUGAGAGCAUUCUCUUAGAACAGCUAAAACAGAUGCCAAAACCAGCGAAAUCUAUCAGAAAGAGAGUAUGUAUAGGUGCCGAAGUUAUUACAUCCUUGGAAGCAGUUGCUAAAUUGAACGAGAAAGCAAACAAAAUUAAAAAACCAGAGAAGUCGACAACUAAGAAAGAUGGUAAAAAAUUGAAAAGAAAGCAAGUAUACGAAGAAGACACAGAUGAAGAUAGUUUUGAAGAAAUGGAAGUCAAUACUUCAGAUGAUGAUUUUGACUUAGACGAUGAAGUAAAUGAUUUGCGUGAAGAAGAAGAAUUCGUGAAAUACAUGGAGAAAGAUCCUCAAGAACUGAAAAUAGGGGACUGGAUUCUAGUAAAAUUUGCUACUAAAAAAUCAUUUAAAUUUUAUGUAGGGCAAGUAACAGAAGUAGAGCCAUGUUUAGAAGCAAAAUUUGCAAGACGUUCGGGAUCUUCAUCACAAUUUCAUUGGCCAGAUACUCCAGAUGUCUCAGUUAUAAGAAGAGAUGAAAUACAACACUGUUUGCCUGCCCCAGAUAUUCACAGAAGAGGACACUUCCAUUUCAACAUCACAUUUGAGCAAAAUAUAUCCUAA